AUGACAGACGCCAGCAGACCACCGCCCAUCUCACGCCUCCCAGACGAACUCCUCGAAGCGAUCGUCUCCCACCUUCCACCAACCGCCACCCUCUCCUUCGGUACGACAUCCCGCCGCAACAACAAAUUCACCUACGAGCCGCUGGUAUGGCGUCGUCAUUGCACCGAGAUAUGGCGAUACUGGGAGCCUCAUCACGAGCUCGAAGAGAAGCUGCACUCCCCACCGACACAGACAAAGUGGCGACAGCUCUACAACGAACGGACACAAGUCGAUCGCAAGGCACUGGAGCUCUUCGACCAGAUGCUACUCACCCAGCAGUAUCGAUUCGAGCGGAUGGAGAAGAUUGCAGGCUAUGGGUAUGAUGUGAAAGAUCUACUGCUCACGUUGAGAAACGAGACGCCCGAGGAUGCGAACGAUGUGCUAGCCAGGAAAUAUCAUGCAAAUGCGAUUCUGGGCCAGAUACAUCGCGCUACUGCCCUGGAGAAGUGGAUGCGACUGCAGAACAGACAGAUGGUCAGGCUGGAGGAGGUGCUGGGCGCAUACGAUCUGUUUGUGUUGAGCGGUGCAAAGGGCGACUUGAACGAUGUGGACAAAGAGCUGGAUCGAUUAGCGAAAUGCAUCAAGGACAGAGAUCCGGAGUUCGAGGAGUUGAGUAUUCGAAAGAAAGCACAACAGACUGCGAAAUACCUCCGAAGCGAAGGCCUGGUAGGCAACCCAAACGUGGACGACUAUCAUGCCUUAAGGAACAACUUCAUCUCUAUGGCUCUGUUCGACGAGGUGCACAGUUCUCUGCCGCUGCAGUCGGUAGCCAUAUAUUGUGCUGUCGCGCGGAGACUCGGAGUCAACGCCAAACCAUCAAACUAUCCACAGCACGUGCACGCAGUUAUCGAGGCGCCAGCAGAGGUCACACUCGACGGCAAAGCACGCACCCCCACACCGGAUAUGGAGCUCGACACAAUGCACAUGGAUCCGUGGCGCAGCUCCGAUGAGAUGCCUCCGGCCGACCUGCGGACUCGUUUGUCCCAAAUGGGCGCUCCUCCUCAACACCAUGCCUCCUAUUUAGGACCCGCGAGCACACUCGAAAUCGCCCUUCGCACCGGCCGCAACAUCAUGACGUCCGUGCAGGAAGCGCGCGAAAGGCAACGAGGAAUCACACGCCGCAGCACGUAUCCUGACAUCGAAGCAGCUUGGUACAGUAUGCUUUGGUCCAUGCUCGUCCUGGGCGACGCUCAUGGAGCCGCUACUCUACACCGCCGUCGCCAAUGUCUUCCUUACUUGGUCGAACAUUUCCAAGCCCACUUUCCAGAAGAUAUCGGCCUCGUCGAAAAGCACAUACCAGCCAUGUUUGCGGAUGAACGCGAAUACAAUAUCCUGCUCCAUCUCAUCACCCAAGCUCGCAGCAAAGAUCGAAACCUUCCCGCCCCAAGACCGCGCGACCAGAGUACGAAGGAGAUCGUCAAAUACAAGAUCGGCGACCAUUUCACCCACCGUCGCUACGGGUACGAAGGUGUCAUUGUAGGCUGGAACAUCCGCUGCGACGCCGAGCCGCGCUGGAUCGAACAGAUGGGCGUCGACGACCUUCCCCGAGGUCGCGAACAGCCUUUCUACAACGCAGUGUAUGACUCUCCUCCCCUCGGGAAUCAAAGGGCGUUUUACACCACGGUCUGCGUUCAUGCUGACUUCAACAGGGCGGACGACAAGAGUGUGAGGUACGUCGCGGAAGAGAACAUUGGGAAGACCGAGAAGGGAGAUGAUAUGCGGCCUUGUGCUGCGCUGAUGGCGCUUGCGGGGAGGUAUUUCAAGCGAUGGGAUGAUGUGGAGAAGAGGUUUGUAAGUAAUCUGGAACAGGAGUAUCCCGACGACUGA
Lecanosticta acicola is the source of this 1866-nucleotide messenger RNA. The record is from the annotation of a GenBank genome assembly. NCBI's taxonomy places the organism in Eukaryota, Fungi, Ascomycota, Dothideomycetes, Mycosphaerellales, Mycosphaerellaceae.